This is a messenger RNA of Uranotaenia lowii, 3670 nucleotides long. Its product is annotated as TBC1 domain family member 19-like. The record is from RefSeq and is a predicted model, not a curated record. The transcript has 6 exons. Bases 365 to 2152 code for a protein of 595 amino acids. NCBI's taxonomy places the organism in Eukaryota, Metazoa, Arthropoda, Insecta, Diptera, Culicidae.
UGGAAGUUUUUAUUUUUGCUGGUACAAGUAAAUUCAUCAUUCGCAUAAUUGAAACCAUAAUUGGCACAAACUUUGUACCAACGCCCAAACCUCGCAACUUCUUCGUUCGGCUAAGUCUUUCGGGUGUCUUCGCCUAACCACCCCAGUUAAUAAUUAGAAACGGGUUCCGAGAAUCGGCAGCCAAAGUUUUUCCCCCGCCUUUUUCAAAAAUAAAGAAAAACAACAACAGACAUUUCAGCACAGCAGCGGCAAGUGCUGUUAAGUUACCCCACAACCCGUGAGGACCGGGACGUCGCUGAUUCCGAGGCGUAACCAGGAAAACGCGACUACGCGCGGCGAAAAUAACCAAACCAAACCAGCAGCAAUGCUUGAACGGGUCGAUGUAAAGAAAGACUACAGGCUAGCGCACGAACCGGCCACGGCUACGGUGUUGCAGACGUUGCUGGAAGCGGAACAUCAGGAGGAUACCGAGCAAAGCAGUUCUUCCAGUGGGAAUUCGUCACCAUCGAAGAAGGGAACCGUCAAACGUGGACCGUCAGCCAAAAACGGUCAAAACGGGAACACCGCGCAAAAUAUGGAGGAGCUAAAGGAUGCCAGUAUCCAUCACACGGCACUGAAACUGACCGAGGACAUCAAAGCCAUGAAGAUCUACGGUAGUCUGUACAAAACGGUUCAGAAGUUGGCAUGCUCACCAGAAGUAGACAAGGACGAUAUGAAGCAUACCUUGGAGGAGGCGAUCAAAGCCAACGGUCUUGAAACGGAAAUUCGCAACAUAAUAUUCCACUUGAUCAGAAAUACCGUCAAGUCGGAUACCAAAUCGCCGAUAGCUCCGAGUGAUCCGCUGUAUUACCUUCGACGUGCUGGCGUCCAGUGGGAGCGCCGAGUUCGAAAAUCGCUCAAUUCCAUGUGCUGCGAAGCCAAGACGCAGCUAUUGGGACAGUCACGCGUCGCAACCGAUCGGGAAGAAAUCCUUUCCAAGUGGGACGAAUUGAGUAACUAUCAAAUAGAUUUGACCAACUACCGACCAGUGUAUGCGCCGAAAGAUCUUCUGGAUGUGCUUCUUUCCCUGAAAGGCCCCGUCAAACAGGAUGAAACAGAGUACAGAAAAUAUUUACGCUAUUCUUCGCAGCAGGUUGCCAGCAAACUUCAACUAAUCCAAUCGUUUUUCAGUUUUCUUCCCAAGUGGGAAUUUUCACAUAUUUCUCUUCCGGUCAAGAACCUGUUCGAGCUGCGGGUGCACUUUUCCGAGCUGCUGAGAAACGAUAACAGUGGCGGGAUAUCGGAAUGGGCCGUCACGUGCCAGAAGAUCCUCAAAACACGCCACGCUCCCCUGUGUCAGCAAGCCCUGAAGAAGGCAAUCACCCCACCUCCGCUGCGAGGCGCACUCUGGGCCUAUGUCCUUGGCAGCCAGGUGGAAGCGCAUCACAACGAACAUUGGGAGAAACUGAAACACUCGGUGCUUACCACGGAAUCUAUAGUUGAUAAGUUAGUAUUCAAGGAUGUUCAGCUAACUGCCACCAACGACGAUCGCUAUUUCGUGUUUGAAGACGUCCUCUACCAGAUUAUGCUGUGCUUCAGUCGGGACACGGAAAUCAGUCAGAUGAUACAAUCAGAAUUCAGUAACUCUGCUAAACUGAAACAAUACGAAGGCCCAGCCUGCGGAUUCGUUCCGUUCCAUGGAAUUUGCAUGUUGGCAGCACCCUUUUGCUAUCUGUACGACAACCCUGUUUCGCUGUACUUCACAUUCCGGGCAUUUUAUGUGAGGUAUUGUCACAGAUUGACAACCAUCAACACCCAUCCCCAAGGAAUCGUUAGUCUAUGUUUGCUAUUUGAAAAAUUGCUUCAAACGCACGAACCUCAGCUGUGGUCACACUUUCGAGAGCUUCAGAUACAACCAAUCCGCGUAGUUUUCAAAUGGUUGAUGCGUGCCUUCAGUGGCCAUUUGCCUCCGGAGCAGCUGCUGGUCCUCUGGGAUUUGAUUCUCGGUUACGACAGCUUGGAGAUUUUGUCCCUCUUCGCUCUGAUCAUUCUGAGCUUCCGGCGCGAGAGUCUUAUGCAGGUGGCCACCCUGGAAAACAUCGAAGCCAUCUUGUCCGAUUUGUCGUCGGUCAAGGUGCUGCCCUUGAUACAGCUGACGCUUUCGCGAGACUGAGUGUUGCGAAAUUUGUUCAUGCUGGAAAACGAUUAGCCGCGAUUUGGUGGAACAUUGUCAUAUCGGAGAUUACCCAACCGUAGCAGGCAUUCUGUUUCCGUAUAGUUGGCAAUGGCAUCUUAUCGUUGAAUCAGUUUUCACCAUGAUCAAACUUCGUAACACUCAUUGAAUUUAUAGAAGAAAAAAAUGGAAAAAUAGAAUGCAAUUUUGAUGUUGUGAUGUUAGUAUAAUCUGAAAUGUUAGUUUUAUGUGUUCUUUUUUAUUAAAUUGGAAAGGUGCAAGUUUGUAGUUCACAUAAUAGCUAGGUUCGGACAAAUGUUACUUAUUGAGCUCAAGCACAAAAGUGUCAAGAGCAAAUGGUGGAGUGUCAUUUGCAGGCGACUUAAAGAUCUAUUUUCAGUUUGAAAAUGUCUUACCAAUUCUGAUUUAUAUGCACACAAGUAACGAAAAAACACUGUUCAAAAUUCUUUCCAUGUUUCUAUGCUAGAGAGUUUAUUUUUAAAAUACACUUUAAAGAUUUAUAUAGCAAUUCUUCUUGAAGACCCUUAUUCAGCAGGAAUGGAACUUGUGAGGAUUGAUAUGAAGCUCAGUUGGCUAAAGGUUGCUGAUAGGAAUGAUAAACACGCGUUGGUAAUUAUUUUAUCUAUAAAAAUGUAUGUGAUAGGACACCGUAACAGUUCUACUUAAAAAUAUAAAAAGAGGCGCCUCAGAUGUCAGGCAGGGAUGAAUCCGGGAUAAAUCAUUCCAGAGGAUGAAAAAAAAUAUCAGAGGUUAGGGAAGAAUGCCGCAAAGUGGUAUACCUACUCCCGGAAAAGUUCAACUGUCAGAGGAGCGCAAAUAACAAAAUGCUUAUUUCAAGAAAACUUGAGGCUGGUUUUUUAAGUUAAGUCCAAUUUUGAUUGGGUGACCCCUCAGAGGUUUAAAACGGAAAAUUUUGGAAGAAAAAUCAUAGUUUUGGUGUUAUUUAUAGUACGACAAAUAAUUAAUUUUUGUGAAAAAAUUCACUUCACCCUUCACAACGUCGCUCGCAUCCCUUGACACCAUACAGUAAACCUGCAUCUCUCGGGCACCCAAAUCACUUAAACUAGGCUUGCCAGAUACUUUCAGAAAAAAGCGGGACAUUUCACGAAGAAAAAGCGGGACACAGCCGAAAAAAGCGGGACAUUUUAAAAAUGCUUAAUUUUGUAGCAAAACUUCAGCCAAAGUUGUUCAUAAAAAGUACACAAAAGUUCACACUGUUAUUUUCCACGGUUCUCGCGAAUUAACCCUCAUCCGCAUUAGAUUUCAUUACCCUAAUCAGCACUUGUGGUGUCAAUUUGACACCACAAGCUCAAAUCGUUAUAACUUUUGGCGUGUUAGACCGAUUUAAACAAAACUUACAUCAAAAGAAACCUUGUAAUGUCAGUAAAAUAUGUUUAGAACAUUAUAUAUAGCUAAAGUUACUAGUUUUCUCGUUAUUCAGCAUGAAAGAAAAAAAAUCCGAAAAAACAUGCCUCACGAAAACUGCUGUACUUCAUA